Messenger RNA from Clonostachys byssicola, 678 nucleotides. The record is from the annotation of a GenBank genome assembly. NCBI's taxonomy places the organism in Eukaryota, Fungi, Ascomycota, Sordariomycetes, Hypocreales, Bionectriaceae.
AUGGCGAAAAGCAACAAGUCGGCGCCCGCCGAUGCGCAGGGGCUAAUGAAGCGGAAGAGGGUGGAUGAACAGAAGGAAUCCCCAGACGAACAACGAAAGGAACAACAAGUCCAGAAACGCCGACGGCCAAAAGAAUCGCGAACGGCAGAGACGAAUCUUUCCUCUCCCCACAGCUCCAUCAUUUCAGUCCUCGCGCCCAAGUACGACGUCCUCGCAGCUUCGAUCAUCUCAUCGACACGAAUCCGCAAUCGAAUUGUUCGCGCUACGGAGCACGUACGGCAGUAUGAUGCCGCAAGCGAUAACGGUCAAGGACAGUCUCGACCGGUGGUGUUGCUGCAUGCGCGACCGAGGGAAGCCUGCAAACUCAUCACGGUGGUGGAACAGUGUAAACGGAUUCUGAAAAAGGAGGGCCGCCCGUUUUACCAGUACAAUCAACUCUUCGACCUGCCACUCGAAGCUAAGAAGCCCGAGAUCGUCGAGGCCACCGUGCUACAAGACGCUGAGGACGAGGAGUCAGAGGAGGAUGAUUUCGAGGUCAUGGAAUCCCGAUUUGAGCAGGCGAUUCAGCCCCCACCUGAUACCAAGGUCAUCAAAUCUCUGAGAAUAUUCAUUGCCCCCAUGCCAGUCCCCGAGCUGAAGCAGAUGAGCGACGUGACAUUACAGGCGCUUGGAAGCUAG